CGUAGUCCAUAGGCAGGUUGAAAUUCGCAACAGCGUUCCUAUCGAGAUCCCCUGCAAUCCCAGUGCCAGAUGCUCGGAAUCUAGACCCCGCUCCGGCUGCCUGCCGCGGACUUGCUCCACCACUAAGUUACCCUUGAUUUACGAAGAUCAAGCACUUUAUCGUGCACUGACCACGCAGAACAUGCGAAGAGCCCUUUCCGACUCCUGACCGACACCCGUCCGACAUUCCCCUUCAUUCUAAACAUUCUUUGUGCUCAUGCCAGCAGUCACUCCUUUUAGUACCCUCUGAGAGGGUUGGCUUUCGGUCUUUAAAAUAUCGUGGCAGCAUAAGCCACCCAAACGUCCAAGGGUUCCAUACUGCGCCCAGCGUCGACCCCGAGAUGGCGCGGCGGCAACACAUUACGCUGACGCUAGUCGGCGUCUUGCUAUUCAUAACUCUGACCUACUUUAUGUCUAGCGGCUCAAACAGCCAGUAUGUCAAGGCGGACGAGUCCUGGAUCAGCACCGGCCAUACCAGUAGCCCCGGAACUAGCGGAAGUGGCGCUGUGCCCGGCAUUUCAGAGAGCAUCCUAACCGGCGGGUCAAUCGCGCCCAAGCUCGAGAACGCGACGAUCAAAGCCGAGCUCGGCCGAGCGUCCUGGAAGCUCCUGCAUACCAUGAUGGCGCGCUUUCCCGAGCAGCCGACGCCGGACGACAGGCUUGCACUCCAAACGUAUAUACAGCUCUUUGCGCGCUUAUACCCCUGCGGCGAUUGUGCCGCCCACUUCCAGAAACUCCUGGCGAAGUAUCCCCCGCAGACCAGCAGCAGGAAUGCCGCUGCCGGCUGGGCGUGCUAUGUACAUAACCAGGUCAACAAGCGGCUUAAGAAACCCGAGUUUGACUGCAACAACAUUGGCGACUUUUACGACUGCGGUUGCGGCGACGAGAAAAAGAACAACGGCGGAGACUUGAAGGAGAGGGCGGGUGUCAGUCUUGAAAGGGAGGAAGGAUUGAUCAGAGGGGGCUGAGUAUUGUCUCUUGGGUUGAUGAUGUCCUGGGCAUCCUGAUAUGAAUAUUGAUUUGCCAUAUGUCUAAGAUGAAGCUGCAUCUGUUUCAUUGCACCCGAGUUCCAUCCGUUCGGCCACGGACCGGCGUGCCAGUAGCGCGACGCUGAUGCCUAUCAAGGUUGUUUUAAAGCACAGUACCUCGAGAUCCUGCAUAAUCAUAGGUAACGCAUUCCAUCUCAACUAACGACAGUCGGGCCCUUGCCAACAGGGCGUACCGCUGCUGGUGUUCUGCUACCUCACCGAGUGCCCUCGUUAUCGAUAAUAUAGAUAAGAUAACUCAAUUUUUGAUGAUAAGAACGCUUGUAUCACCUUCACGUGACCCACCUCAGCCUGGGCCCCGGGGCCCAGGCGAGGCGCAUGCGUGUGUCUAAGCUGCCUUGAGCUUCCAACCCAAGCUCAACCCCAAGCUCGACGACAAGUAACCACAGUACUCCUCGGAACCCCCAAAUUACUCCCAGGC
This is a messenger RNA of Canariomyces notabilis, 1506 nucleotides long. RefSeq lists its product as uncharacterized. NCBI's taxonomy places the organism in Eukaryota, Fungi, Ascomycota, Sordariomycetes, Sordariales, Chaetomiaceae. Bases 381 to 1007 code for a protein of 208 amino acids. Gene Ontology annotation, molecular function: flavin adenine dinucleotide binding; flavin-dependent sulfhydryl oxidase activity. The transcript is spliced from 2 exons. Gene Ontology annotation, cellular component: mitochondrion. The record is from RefSeq and is a predicted model, not a curated record.